AUGGCGAGAGAGGCAUCGUCACUAAAGGCAAAGCACGUUGAUGUUCACCUACUGUCGGUCAAAGACCUUGGCCGCGUCAGCAAGUUUCUAGGCACGCUUAAUGGUGACGGAGGCUACAAUCUCGAUCAGGAGGAGGCGAUUGGCGAUCUCCUGCGUACCAACGGACUUAUGGAUGCAAGCUCGGUGCGCGCGUUGAUUGGUGACGACUGCUAUGAAGAGAAUCUUGACGGAGUAGCGAUGCUUGGAGCGUCGAACAAGCGGUCUGGCCCAACGAUACGCGAGUUCCAGUCACUCGUGGGCAGCUUGCUAUGGGUUGCGCGCUGCAAAAAGCAGGAAAUCGCCUUUGCGGGCACAGUGAGCUUGAAGGUCACGAUGUCGCCGGCGCAAAACCGUGACCAAAAAGUGUCUCGACGGGAAGCGUUUAGCGACGCUGAUUCUGCGGUCGAUAAGGCCGACCUUGGCCGCGUCAGCAAGUUUCUAGGCACGCUUAAUGGUGACGGAGGCUACAAUCUCGAUCAGGAGGAGGCGAUUGGCGAUCUCCUGCGUACCAACGGACUUAUGGAUGCAAGCUCGGUGCGCGCGUUGAUUGGUGACGACUGCUAUGAAGAGAAUCUUGACGGAGUAGCGAUGCUUGGAGCGUCGAACAAGCGGUCUGGCCCAACGAUACGCGAGUUCCAGUCACUCGUGGGCAGCUUGCUAUGGGUUGCGCGCUGCAAAAAGCAGGAAAUCGCCUUUGCGGUGCAUAAGGCCACGCGCCAGACACACGCGCCGCGCUUGCAUGAUUGA
Messenger RNA from Peronospora belbahrii, 786 nucleotides. The record is from the annotation of a GenBank genome assembly. Lineage: Eukaryota; Oomycota; Peronosporomycetes; Peronosporales; Peronosporaceae.